Delphinapterus leucas (beluga whale) is the source of this 2493-nucleotide messenger RNA. It is a transcript of the gene TMEM106C, whose product is annotated as transmembrane protein 106C. The record is from RefSeq and is a predicted model, not a curated record. NCBI's taxonomy places the organism in Eukaryota, Metazoa, Chordata, Mammalia, Artiodactyla, Monodontidae.
AAGAGGCAGGUAAACCAGCUGAAGCGGGCAGGUGGCUGGCGGUCCGGCCCGUGAAGGAGCUGCCGGGAGUUCGUGCCCUGCAGGACAUGACACAAGUGGCACAUCCUGGCCAUGGGGUCCCAGCAGUCCGUUUGUGCUCACCCCCCUUCUUGCAAGCGGAAGAAGGCAGAUGACAGGGAGGAUUUGCUGGCAGAACGGGAGCAGGAAGAAGCCAUUGCUCAGUUCCCGUAUGUGGAGUUCACAGGGCGAGAUAGCAUCACCUGUCUCACGUGCCAGGGGACAGGCUACAUUCCAACAGAGCAAGUAAAUGAGUUGGUGGCUUUGAUCCCACACAGUGAUCAGAGAUUGCGUCCUCAGAGAACUAAGCAGUAUGUCCUCCUGUCUGUUCUGCUCUGUCUCCUGGCAUCUGGUUUGGUGGUUUUCUUCCUGUUUCCACAUUCGGUCCUCGUGGAUGAUGACGGCAUCAAAGUGGUGAAAGUCACGUUUAAUGAGCAGGACUCCCUUGUAAUCCUCGCCAUCACGGCCACCCUGAAAAUCAGGAAUUCCAACUUCUACUCUGUGGCGGUGACCAGCCUGUCCAGCCAGGUUCAGUACAUGAACACCGUGGUUGGGUCAUAUGUGACAACUAACAUCUCCCUCAUUCCACCUCGGAGCGAGCAUCUGCUUCUUCUGCAGGUUACCCGAUAUCCUGGUGCACAACACAGUGGUCUUCAUGCGAACUUCAGUGAAGAUUUCCUACAUUGGCCACGUGACCCAGAGCUCCUUGGAGACACAUCACUAUGUGGAUUGUGGAGCAAAUUCCACAGCUGUUUAGAAACUGCUCGUGGUUCUUCCAUGGCAGCACCUGUCAGAAGAGACAUAGCAUCUGUUCCCGGGGCCUGAGCCCUGUACCUACCCCAGGGGGUAGAACCAGAGGAGAAAUUGGUUCUCUCAGUCCCCAGCAGACAUCCUCCUGCCACUAGGGAGGAAAACUCCUCUCUGUAGCGCCAUUUACUUUUCUCAGAACCAGCAGGAUCACUGCCUAGUGCCUAGCCUAUGCCCAGCAAAUAGUAGGCACUCAAAGAAGGUUUGAAGAGCUUAACUGAGAUCUUUUCAGCUGUUCUUGGGCCAUUAUCAGUUAAAAUCAUACCAUGGUUCUAGGGUAUCAGACGAUAGAGUGAUCCGGAAAUAAGACGGUCGGUGCAGUUGCAGAACUAUUUUCGGGGCCUCAUCACAGAAGAGGCAGCAGGGAGGGAGCAUUUGAAUACAUUAAAGAAGAAAGCACAGACCAUUCAAUAUGUGAAAUUUAUUCAUCUGCUUCCAAAUGCCUAGGAACUUUAUUAAAGAAAAAAAAUAACUUUUUUUUUCCUGUAGAAAGUUAAAACUGUUUUUUACCAAGAGUCUGUGGGGUCUGAUUUACCCUUCAUCCAUUGGCUGGAACAUGGAUUGGAGAAUUUGGUAGAAAAGUAAACCCUGCUUUUGAUUCAUCUGUGUCUCCUCUGAUUGUCUGGACGUCUCAGGAGGCACCUCUGGGGGACCGUAGAAUAGUUGCUUGUGAAGUGUUAUCAGCACACGAUGGGAAGGGAAGAGAGGAAGCCCUGCUUGUACUGGCCCCAUGAGCUCCUAUCACAGUCCGUCUACCUCUGAUGCUGACAGGUUGGCCUAUCGCUGUUGUAGAACAGAGCACUUAAUGCCCCCUGGAGGUUGGACGAGGUAGAGCAGUGAUGCUUGAGGAUUGAGAAGCUGCUUCUCUGAGGAGGAAUAACUUGCUAAUUAAGAGGACCUGGUUUGAAGUUGAAAGCUUCUUGAACGGUCUCCACCCUCUCCACCACCCAAAGAGCAGGCUCCAGCCCCACGAUGGCAGGGCAUCUAGGGGGAAGCUUGAGUAGUCAGUUUCAGAACUCCGCUGAGGUGGGCUCCAGCUCCUUCUCCAGCGCUCUUGCCUCGGGAAACCCUAACAGCAACAGGUGGUGGCACGGGGUCUAUUUUCUUUUUUGUCCUCAUUCACAUAGCUUGAUUUUCAAUAUCAGUGAUCUUUGCACUCUGAAUCUUCACGCUAAGGCUAAAUUUCGCGGUGUUUGGCCGAUGCUGACCAUGCUUGAGUAACCCAAGAGCUGAGGGUUGGAAGCCGAGUUUCCCUGUUAACCUGGAUCCUUUAACGGUCUGUAUGUACACGAUGGUGAUGACUGUUCUGUGUGUAAAUGAUGGAACACAACUUGUAUGGAAGCAGAUGUGCACCAUUUUUGAGGACAUGCCCUAAACACAUCUAAGAUGUACACAUUGCUACAUUUUUUUAUUUUCCAAUUUUCCAAACAGCCUCUAGCAUAUUUUUCAUGUGAUUUUGACAAGGUUACUCCUAUUGGUACUUCAGUUUUGAAUAAUUUUUUGUGACCGUGUGCCGCAGUAGCAUUUCUUGCUUCUCAAUGUUAUCUUUAUUUUUUUUAUUUUAGAACUUUCAGGUUGUUUACUCAUUUUUUUUAAAUUGCAAUAUAGUUGUUUUAUAGUGUUGUGUUA